GCGCUUGGCAGUGCGCAAGCGCGGUGGCGCGGCUAGCCUCAGGAAGUGUCGCCAACAUGGCGUCUGAACGCAAGACUAAGUUAUCCAAGAACCUGCUGCGCAUGAAGUUCAUGCAAAGGGGCCUGGACUCGGAAACCAAGAAACAGCUAGAAGAGGAGGAAAAGAAGAUGAUCAGCGACGAGCACUGGUACCUGGAUUUGCCAGAGUUCAAGGAGAAAGAGAGUUUGAUUAUAGAAGAGCAGAGCUUCUCGCUGUGUGAAGAUCUUCUCUAUGGGAGGAUGUCAUUCAGAGGAUUUAAUCCCGAAGUUGAGAAGUUGAUGCUUCAGAUGAAUUCCAAGAACAAAGCAGCAGCAGAAGACAACGACGAGACCGUGGAGGUCGAUGUGUCGGAUGAGGAAAUGGCCAGAAGAUAUGAGACUUUGGUGGGAACAAUUGGAAAAAAGUUUGCCAAGAAGAGGGACCGAGCCAAUUACGAAGAAGAUGAAAAUGGAAAUAUAAAACCCAUUAAAGCAAAGAAGAUGUUCUUAAAGCCCCAGGAUUAAAAUGGAUGCCUCCGAUACAGCAGAUGCCUGUGAGAACAGUGUGGUUUGCAGUCACCCUUGUGGCAUCUGUAGUGGUUAAUACUCCAGUGUCUACCUGUAAAGAAAUGCGUAAUUUUGGAGACGUGCUGUUCUUGAGACAGAUGUGUACUGGAUGUUAUACAUCCUUUUGAUGGCAUUCUUCAGGGUCUUCACAUGUAUGGGCACAUGCCACUCCCUAGGUUUUGACCUGAUUUUGAUUGUGUGUAUGUACACACAGACAGGACACAUAUGAACAGCUCUCUGGCUAUUGUCCUGGAUUGACUGUUAUGAACUAAUAUCGCAUAGUUCCAACUGCCCUUAUAUUUAUAGUUUACUUUUUGAAUCAUGUCAAGCCAAUUCAUACAUUCACUUUGGACCCAAAUAUUUGGGAACUUUCCAGAAGUGAUUGAGCAGGAGCAGAUCUGCCUCUCCAGCUGAAAUGUCUGCUGCCAGGUUUUCUCAUCUAUAGGGCUAUAGGUUUUGUUUAUUUAAAGCAGUCACUUGGGUCAUUUUUCUAAUAUUCUGUAAUAAACAUCUGUUUUCUUAUA
This is a messenger RNA of Chionomys nivalis (European snow vole), 1108 nucleotides long. RefSeq names its product M-phase phosphoprotein 6 (gene Mphosph6). Bases 57 to 542 code for a protein of 161 amino acids. The transcript has 5 exons. The record is from RefSeq and is a predicted model, not a curated record. Gene Ontology annotation, biological process: maturation of 5.8S rRNA. NCBI's taxonomy places the organism in Eukaryota, Metazoa, Chordata, Mammalia, Rodentia, Cricetidae.